Messenger RNA from Salpingoeca rosetta, 1343 nucleotides. RefSeq lists its product as uncharacterized. The coding region runs from base 251 to 1186 and encodes 311 amino acids. The record is from RefSeq and is a predicted model, not a curated record. The transcript has 5 exons. Lineage: Eukaryota; Choanoflagellata; Craspedida; Salpingoecidae.
UUUUUUUUUCUUCUCUCCUGCAACUCAACUCACAGUCACACACACUCACAAAACGACAAGACGCAAGCAACAAGCAGGAAGCAAGAGAAGCAAGACGAGCAACCCUUCAUCCCUUCAUCACAGCCCCUUGUUGUUGAUUCAAGCAACUUGAUCGAGGUGAACAGACCCCCCCCAACGGAACAAGCGACGCACCACCUGUCUGCUGUUGUACGCAAAAGUCGAGGAAACAAGAAGCGACAGACCUUCCGAGAUGGCUGGCACAGCGAUCGCUUUUCUCAAGAGCUAUCCGCUCUCCAACUUCCCUGCGCCUGAAGCAAUCAUCACAGUGAAGGAAACAGACACCAUUGCAUCUGCCCUCAAGACGCUCUCUGCCAACGACAUCCUGUGCGCCCCCGUGCUCUCGGACGAUGGAAGCUGUGUCGGCUUGAUCGACAUGUCCGCGAUCCUGCGGACAAUCCUUCACCCUCUGGCGAACGUCAAGGACAAGCGCACUGUUCUGGAGGACCUGGUCGCCCUGGACGCCAUUGUGCAAAAGCCAAUCAAAUCCCAGCCAAGCCUGUAUCUGCAGGAGGACAUGGAGCUUGUGUCGCACAAGGGCUCACUGCUGGAUGCAUGCAAGCUGCUGGGCACGAUGAACGUGCAUCGCGUGAUUGUGGUGGAUGACGACAACAACAUUGUCAACCUCAUCACCCAGAGCGCCGUCGUGCGCGUGCUGGCAGAUAACCUGCCCAAGCUGCAGCCCGUCAUCAACAAGUCCCUGCGCGAGAUUCGCCUGGCCACCCCUUCCACCAUCGUCUCUUGCCCAGCUACAUGCACCACCAUCGAUGCGUUUGAGCACAUGUCAAAGCACGAGGUGUCUGCGAUGCCUGUGCUUGACGAUGAGAACCGGAUCUUGGGCAAUGUGAGUGUGCGCAGUCUCCGCGACCUCAUCAGCAACCCUGCCUCUUACCGCACCCUCAAGCGGCCCGUCACCGAAUUCCUCACCACCGUUGUCCCAGAUACAAUGCGUGACGAGAUGGUGCCUGCCAUCACGUGCAAGACCAGCACCACCAUGGACAUUGUGGUGCAGCGCAUGUCCAUCUCACGCAUCCACCGCAUCUACGUGGAGGACGAGCAAGGCAACCUCCUGCGCAUUGUGUCCCUCAGCGACGUCCUCGCCGCCCUCGUCACCCCAGACGCCUCGUGAAGGAAAGGAAGGGAAGGGUGACGACCACAAUUUUUGGUGUCUUUUUUGCAUCGUUGCUUCUUUUUCUUUUUCUUUCGUCGGUUUGGAUUUGAUGUGAUGUGACAUGAUGUGACGUUUAUUUUUGUCAUUGCGGAAAUAAACUGGAAGAUGUUGACGA